GCUUGCGAGGCAGCCAUCGAAGAGAUCAUAUUCACAUGUCGUAAGCCUGUCGUGGGCCCUGGAGAUUCGAAAAAGGAAGUUGUUAUUUCCAACGACAUAGCAGCGAAGGUCAUUGGCUACAGGGGAUGCGUUAUUGACGAGAUCAAACGACGAUCGCAUACUCGCAUUGAGGUGGUUCCUACAGAGGACGGUGGUCCUGGGGAGGAGAGGACAGUCGUGCUAGUUGGACCUGAGGAUAAUUGCGAAGAAGGGGCACGUAUAGUACGGGAAAUCGUGACUGGCGAGCUCGACAUAUCACCGAUCAUUGAUGACUUCAAACGGGAGCAUCAACUGGAUGAAUAUGAUCUUUCCGGGGGCAAGGGUAGCGGCUACCACGGUAAGGGUGGUAAGGGCUACGACUGGCGCGGAGGCAGCAGUAAGGGUGGCUGGGGUGAUGACAACUCUCGGUACGCUGGUGGUAAUGGUGAUUGGUCCGGCAGUGGUAAGGGAGGCUGGUCUGGCAGUGGUAAAGGAGGUUGGGGUAAGGGCAAGGGCGGUGACUAUGGUGGGAAGGGCGGCUUCGCAAGGGAGGUGAUGACUCAUCCGACUAUUAUGGUGGUCGUG
This is a messenger RNA of Perkinsus marinus ATCC 50983, 603 nucleotides long. RefSeq lists its product as hypothetical. NCBI's taxonomy places the organism in Eukaryota, Perkinsozoa, Perkinsida, Perkinsidae. The annotation marks the transcript as partial. The transcript is spliced from 3 exons. The record is from RefSeq and is a predicted model, not a curated record. Gene Ontology annotation, molecular function: RNA binding.